Oryzias melastigma (Indian medaka) is the source of this 3323-nucleotide messenger RNA. RefSeq names its product synaptopodin 2b (gene synpo2b). The record is from RefSeq and is a predicted model, not a curated record. Bases 412 to 2403 code for a protein of 663 amino acids. Gene Ontology annotation, cellular component: nucleus; Z disc; actin cytoskeleton. NCBI's taxonomy places the organism in Eukaryota, Metazoa, Chordata, Actinopteri, Beloniformes, Adrianichthyidae. The transcript has 2 exons. Gene Ontology annotation, biological process: positive regulation of actin filament bundle assembly. Gene Ontology annotation, molecular function: actin binding.
AGCGCCUCCUGCUUCUGUCUUCUUUGGAAUUUCAGACGAGGGUGCUGAGCAGGCAGAGAGCUGGAACUCCGGGUCUGGUUCAGAUCUGUGCAGACCGGACAGGAACAGGACAAGGCACACAAGGUUCAGGCACAAAGAGAGAGAGCUAUGUCAAGAAAAUCAAGACUAAAUAUGACAUUUUCCAGGUUCUAACAAAAACAAGGGAGUUCUGCUGUUUAAAAGACAACACUAACAACUCAAGAAGUACACACUUGAAAAUUAAGAAAAUCCACUUUACAGCAAAACUCUUGUAGAAGAUUAGAUUAGCCAGGUAUAACUCAGGAGCCACAAGUGUCUAAGCUCGACGGACAAUAUUCUAAUUAUUAUUACCAGCAUUGAUUAAGAAGAGUGAGCUGGGGAAGAGUUAAAGAAAUGGAUGCACUACCAGAGACAAGAGGAAAAGGCGUUAUGAUGUUUGUUCAAAGACGCAAACGGAUUGACGAAUUUGUAUUAGAGCAGGAAGAACUGAGAAGUAAAGAGCCGCCGAUGAGUGCUACAAAAGAACCGCAAAGAACGGAGGAACAGAACAUUAUUGACACAAAGAAAGUGUGUGCCAAAGAGACCAAAUACAUCGGUGUGAAUCCAAAGAAGCAUUUGGAGCACCAUCAAGAUGCCCAACAGACAAACAACCUGUCCAACAUGCCAAAACCUUUGGUGCCGAACAGAACUGCAAGACCUUUCCCGGGGUUUCAAGCUGGCGUUAACGUUGCUGAAGAAACUCUUCAAGCCCCAAAGAAGGAUGAAGCAAAAUUCAAAGUGUCUGAGCCCCUAAACAGCAACCCAAAAGUCUGGUCCCCAACAGGAGACAUCAUUGCCUCAAGAGAUGAGCGCAUAUCUGUGCCAGCUAUAAAGACGGGCAUUCUUCCAGACUCCAAAAGGAAAUCUGCAAACAAGCAGCCGCCUGCAUCUGUACAAGCAUCUGAGCGCCAAAACAAAGGAGACAGGAGGUCCUACAUUGAACCAGAGGAAGACUGUUUUAGUUUGGGUGCUGAAGCUUGUAACUUCAUGCAACCCAGAACAAUUAAACUCAAAAAUCCACCUCCUGUUGCCCCAAAACCAACCAUCAACCCAGCCUGCCCGCCCUGGAUGACAAAGAGUCCUUCCAGUGAACUACAUGUUCCUUCAAGGAGUCCAAUCUCACAACUAUCUCGCAGUCCUGUGGGGGCUCACAGCCAGGACGACUGGAUCCAACCUCAACAGAUGACAAGCAGUUGGCCAUCAGAUCAAACUCAGGCCACGCUUCAAACACCUGCCAAUGCCUGGGUUUCAGUCAGCUCCUCUCCUAAACUUCCUCUCCAGCCAACCACAAAUAGCUGGAGUCAUCAGCCACCUCAUUCAUCUGUGAGUAUGCAGGCCAGCAGCCCUUCUUACCGCCCCUAUUCACCCCCAAUCAGUAAAUCAGACAGCACUCCAAAUUUAGUUGCUUCUUCUUCAUCACAGACAGAAAAGUCAUACAUCCAUGUAACAAAAGCCUCCCAAGUUUCUUCAAAGGUCCAAACCUCCAGCAAAGGUGUCAGUCAGGCUGCAGGAGGUGCAACCAUGGCAGGAAAGGGCGCACAAUUGUUUGCUAAAAGACAGUCUCGCAUGGAGAAGUUUGUUGUUGACUCAGAAACGGUGCAAGCUCACCAAACCAGACCCCAUUCGCCAACCCUGUCCCUCCCUAACUCUUGGAGAUAUUCAUCCAAUAUUCGAGCCCCACCUCCUCUGUCAUAUAAUCCUCUGCUUUCCCCAUUUUACCCCCCAUCAGCCGCCAAGAAGCCCCCUCCCAUAAACCCAGAAGUAAAGUCCAAAGAGAAACCUAAAUCAGCCCCAAAGCAGCUCAACGCCUUAGAUAUUAUGAAACACCAGCCGUACCAGUUGGACUCGUCACUAUUCAAGUAUGAUGCGGUCCCUGAGGGCAAAGCCCCUAGUCCUAAACCGACUCCUGCAUCAAAGUUUGAAGUCACCAAAAGUCGCAAACAAAGAUCAGCCUCCCUUCAUUCUUCCUAUAAAAGCUCAGAGCUCUCCGCUCAGAGCAAAGCAGAGACUCCUGCUAAGUCCUCUGAAUCGGUAAGUCUCCAAAUUUUCUCUGCCAAAAACACGAGAUCAGCUGGGCUGGUGGAGGCUGACAAGCAUUUGGAUAAACAGCUCACUGUCACAACCACCGCCCAUCACGUAAGCAGCCAGCAAGCACCAAGAGCCCCAUUUGCAAGCACAUCAUCUCAGCACUCGUCCCUCGGUGACAGCAUAGCUUCAGCUUUCUCUCCUGCAUCUCUUAUUGCUAGAGGCGCACGUCAAAUGGCUCCUCGGCCAAAGUUUUCUGCAAAGAAACCAGUGGUGACAGGCAAGCAGUGGAAGCCUGUUGCUCUGCUUCAUUCGAUCUGAUACCGAACAUUGUGCUGAUUUGGUAAAGUCUGAGACAUCAUUUGGUUACCUCCAACUCUGUGACUUCUUUUAUGUCUUAACAGGUAAAAUUUUAGAGUUUUGCACUAAAUCUACAUGUUAUCCAAAUUAAACCACACAAAUGUUAAGAAAAAAAAACUUUAUUUAAUCCAGUUUGAUUAUUAUUGGGCCAACUUGUGCCAGAAAUUGAUUUUCUUAUGUCAAGUUUGAAUAUUUGCAAUAAUUCCAAAUAACUCCUGAAACAUUUAAUUGUUUCAACAGCACGUACAAUGUCUGAACAUUUUCAGAAGCCCCUGAAAGUGUCUGUGCAUUUCGAAAAGUGAAGAAAAAUCAUGCCAAGAUUGUCAGGAAGGGCCAUUACUUUUAUCACGUUGUGUGCACAGAGGCUUAUAGAACUAUUUGGCUUGCUCUAUGUCAGCCGUACUUUUACAUAGCAUCAAAAAUUAUUGAACUGCCAAAAAAAAGUGGAAAUUUUACAUGUUUGGAAAAAACAAUGUUUCACCUCUUUAGGAUUUUCUUAUUUAUGUUUGAAGCUAACCUGUAUUCACACUGUAUUUGUGUGCACAUAAUGGUUGAUUCCUUCAGUCUCAUUCCAGACUUGGAUGGUGUCACAACAGGUAAAUGUUUCACUGCUGUGAUUAGAAAUCCUCAUAACUUUAAAUUUAUUCAUUUAUUUUUACUGUGAGAAUGUAUUUCCUGCAACCAAUUGUUGUGACCAGUUUCCAGCUGUCAGAAAAGUCACUAGACAAUCUAAAAACAAAAAUGUUAAAGGAUCGAGCCCUUAUUCAUAAAGCACAUGAGCAAAAAGAGAACAGGGAAACAACCCUUCUGUUAAUUGCACUUCUUCUAGUGAGCAUAGUCACAUGAUUAAACUUCUUUUUCCUCUUUUGUGUUUGUCUUGU